Molecule: messenger RNA, 1260 nt
Organism: Clarias gariepinus (North African catfish)
Lineage: Eukaryota; Metazoa; Chordata; Actinopteri; Siluriformes; Clariidae
Exons: 9
Coding region: 1-1260 (419 amino acids)
Biological process (GO): cell surface receptor signaling pathway; negative regulation of T cell proliferation; positive regulation of T cell proliferation
Cellular component (GO): external side of plasma membrane
Source: RefSeq, a predicted model, not a curated record
AUGAAGCUGGGGGGUUCAGUCCUCCUGCCAUGUUUUAUUGAAAGCCCACUGCCUCCAGAAGGUUUCCAGGUGGAAUGGAGAAAGAUCGACUUGAAUUCUGUAGUAAACCUCUUCCAGCAAGGAAAAAACAGAUCAGAUCUCCAGAGUCAGGAGUUUAGAGGCAGAGUUGACUUUUUCCCAGACGAGAUCUUCAAAGGGAACUUGUCCAUCUUACUCAGAAAUGUGGUUGAAGAAGAUGCUGGAGUUUACAGCUGUAAAGUAAAUACAACCCAAACCCAAAACUCCAGUGAAGUCAUAAUAGAAAUAAAAAAUAGCAACAAUCUUGUGGUGAGUGGUGCGGACCGUGCUGUCAUUGCCCGUGAGGGUGAGGAUGUCAUAUUGAACUGCUCUGUAGAUUCACAUUUUCCUGUCAGUGAGAUAGAAGAAGUGACAUGGAAAAGGACGGAUGGAGACCAAGACAUCCUUGUCCUGCUUUACCAAGAUAGUGAGAUCUUCCCAGAUUCCUCACAUGAGAAAUAUUGGGGAAGAGUUGAUUUAUUUACUUCUGAAAUCCCUAAAGGGAACUUCUCACUAAAACUGAAGACUGUCGAGAUGGAAGAUCAGGGAGAAUUCAUGUGUGAGGUCUACACCAAGCACACGUCGGCACGGGCCAUUGUGAUUCUGCAAGGUGUAGGUUUCUCUGCAGUCCAUAUGGCUAUACUGGUCUGGUGCUUUAUUGCAAUGUUAAUUACAGUGGGAUUUUGUGGUCCUGUUUUUAUUCUGCUGAGAAAGAGAGUAACUAGCAAAAAGGGCAUGAAAAGGAACUUAUCUCUGAUCCUCUGUCCAAACAUCUGUAUGUUUAUAUCUUUCUGCUUGUGGUCAAAAGAAGGGUUUCUCUCUGAGGUCAUUGCUUGUUCAGUAGUCAGUAUCAUGAGACCUGUCAUCUUGAUGAAAGCUUCUACUUACCUUGGCAUGUUGCCCCAGCACUUACAAAAAGCUUUAAAGUCUUUGGCUGUUCCACUUUACCAUUCAACUAUAGCAAUGGCUACAUGUUCAAUUUUCUUUGAAAAUCUUGCUUUGACUCAGAUAACAUCUGGACACAUUAUAAAAGUGUUAGCAGUCGUCAUGGUGAUAAUUGUUUUGAGUGCAGUUUUACUAGCUGUCUAUGGGCUCCAGAUGUAUCUGACUGUGUGCCUAGAAAUAUUCAACAUUGCAGUACUUGGAAUACUUCUCAGUAACAGCAGUAAUAUUGACUGUAAGUAUGUUAAUGCAAUUAUAUAA